Cotesia glomerata is the source of this 2412-nucleotide messenger RNA. RefSeq names its product knirps-related protein-like. Gene Ontology annotation, biological process: regulation of DNA-templated transcription. Lineage: Eukaryota; Metazoa; Arthropoda; Insecta; Hymenoptera; Braconidae. Gene Ontology annotation, molecular function: sequence-specific DNA binding; DNA-binding transcription factor activity; zinc ion binding. The record is from RefSeq and is a predicted model, not a curated record. The coding region runs from base 874 to 2028 and encodes 384 amino acids. The transcript is spliced from 3 exons.
GUGUACUACCUGGUGGCGGCAGCCGACACUGCGCACACAAUUCUCCGUUUAUGCGACUACACAUUCAGUGAUUCUAGUGUGCUCAAGAUCGAUCCACGCACUCCAGAUAGCCACUACUUUUUACCUACGAUCGAGGAUAUAUAUCUUUUGGGACCCUCGGUCAAUUCAAUACCUUCCGGGCUGCUCAGUAUCUACCUGGCUUCAGAUCGUAAAAAAGUGCUCUGCUCAACUAUUUUUCCGAUUGAUUUCUUCAUAAACGGCUUACUCAUUAGACGAUUUAUCAAUCGGCUUACUCAUUAGACGAUACGAGACACCUCUACCAUACACGCCAAGAGGUUACUUCUCAGAGGUUCAUACGACCGUAAGAAGGGGUACUUAGAGGAAGGAUAAUACGUCCAGACAAGGGAAGGGGUACUUUAAGCAAAGGUGAUUUUAAAAUCUACGAUACCACCAUCACAACAGAGUCAUUCACCCGUCGGUCAUCGUCGCAUCAACACCUUUGUUUUAUUAUUCAGUUUUUUUUUUUUCAUUUUUUGCGGUCAUCAUUUAUACCCACUAAAUUAAUUACUUUGGCUUCGACUACGAUUAAAUCAGUGCUUGUGAUAGUGUGUUGAUUUAUUUAGUAAAUAAAUCCUAUGAGAAAAAAUUAUAAAAAAAUUUAAACACCGAACUGAGACGAUGAAGACGAUUUUGAAAUAAAUGCACGGACAUUAUUAUUACUAUUACUAGUUUUUGUUUUUUUUUUUUUUAUGAAUUUUAAAAUCAAAGUGAGUGAAGUGCAAAAAGUGGUUUCCAUUCCGGAGUGUCGGUUUUGAAUUGUCAAUUAAAAAAAGCCUGAGGAUAUCGUGUGACGUGUAAAAUUAAUAAUCAAAGAUGAACCAGCAAUGCAAAGUUUGCGGGGAACCGGCAGCGGGAUUUCAUUUUGGAGCAUUUACUUGCGAAGGCUGCAAGUCAUUUUUCGGGCGAUCCUACAACAACCUCAACAGCAUCUCCGAGUGCAAAAACGGGGGCGAGUGUGUCAUCAACAAGAAAAACCGUACUGCUUGCAAAGCCUGUCGUCUGAGGAAAUGUCUGCUGGUCGGAAUGUCCAAGUCGGGUUCGAGGUACGGUCGCCGUUCCAAUUGGUUCAAGAUCCACUGUUUGCUGCAAGAGCAGCAAGCCCAGCAGCAACAGCAGAGCCUUCAUCACCAACAGCAGCAGAGUCUGCCCAGCAGACCAACACCCCAAAACACGACCCCUCCGAGACUGCAACAGCGCAGCAAGGAAGAUUCCCUGAUGCUGGGCCUAGACGAGUACAAAAACUCAACCUCACCAUCCAUCAGCUCUCCAGAGUCUCAGAACAGCGACAGCUCGAUCGAGGUGUCAGAGAGACGCGCAGCUUACAGCCUCCACCCUGGAUUCAGGCCUCUGCACCCCCAUCUGGGCACUCCAGACCUAGCAACGCUCGGGAAAGACAUGAUGGGACUUCCGCUGGGCUUUCCCUUCGGAAGCAUGCCCAUGAUGCCUCCGGCGUUUUUACCUCCCUCUAUGUCCAUGAUUUCUCCCUAUCUCUACGCCUCCUACCCUCACAAUCCUAGUCUAAUCUCUCACUCGUUGAACUCCUCGAUUUCUGAAAGCAACACGUCGCUAAUCACCGACGAGUGCAAGAACAUCAACAAUAACAACCGGUACACAGCUAACCACAACGUAGUCGAGGAAUUACCAACCAAAAAGAGGGUCUACUUGGACGCUGUCCUCAAAAGCCAACUACCUUCACCCCCGUUGAAAAAAAUGAGACUAGACUCUCCGAGAUUCGAUGAAAGCCCUGAGCCAGAUUGCGAACGCUUCGAAACUAAUUCCCCUGAUGAUUGUUUGCCCCCUCAAGACACGCCGAUUGACUUGUCGAUGAAAGCAGCCAGCGUGAUCGCGACCAGCGAGGACUCGGAUGAUGAACGCCAGACCCAGGAUGAAGUGGACUUUGAAAGCGACCGAGAGAGCCCGGUUAUCAUGAGACGACCUGCGCCGAUCGAUCUCACCACAAGGUCGUAAUCGAUUGCAAAUAAUGAAUAAGUUACGAAUGCCAUCGCGUCUUUCAUUUUGUUAAAUGCUAGUCGGAUUUAUGACGUUAAUUUAUGGGUAAUAUCAACGGUUUAAAAUGUUUGUUCGCUGUUUUACAAAACUGUCGGACUAAUUUUUUAUUUUUAUCUAAUCCGUUGGGAUUUUAAUACCUUGCGUUGUUUUUUUUUAUUGAAAACUGACACGAGUUAAAGAUUUAUCAGUCAAAUAGAAUAAAUCCGAAUAAAAAAUUGUUGCGCGUUUGGCAUAACGUUAAAAUUGGCAAAAAAUUGUCAAAACUGUUUAUUUUAAAAGAAUUUAUUGUUUUCUUUACGAUGUAAAUAAUUUUAUUAAUUAUUUUAACGGUCAGUAAUUAUU